Cladophialophora psammophila CBS 110553 is the source of this 2628-nucleotide messenger RNA. RefSeq lists its product as uncharacterized. The transcript is spliced from 5 exons. Gene Ontology annotation, biological process: septin cytoskeleton organization. Gene Ontology annotation, cellular component: plasma membrane; cytoplasm; cell division site. Lineage: Eukaryota; Fungi; Ascomycota; Eurotiomycetes; Chaetothyriales; Herpotrichiellaceae. The coding region runs from base 1 to 2628 and encodes 875 amino acids. The record is from RefSeq and is a predicted model, not a curated record.
AUGUCCAACACGGAUUACCAGCGGACUGAAUAUCUAAAUCUUCUGGCCUCGUUGCAACCGGAGCAAGCCGUAAACAUCCUCAAUGACCGUGUCACGCUCAUUACCAAGAUCAACAGUGACAUUGCCGAUUGGCUUCAGGAACGUCGGAAGGUAGAGGAGGCCUAUGUCGCGGGUCUGCGGAAGCUUGCGCGAAGGCCACAACAAGAUGGAGCCGCCGCUCUUGGCAUUUUCCAGAUGCCCUGGCAGCGAAUUGUCUCCGGCACCGAAAACCUCGCGGCAUCGCACGAAACCCUUGCUACCAAGAUCGAAACCGACGUCGAAACCCCCUUGCGCAGCUGGGCGACACGGAACAAAGCAAUGCACAACCUAAACACCGCACAGGGAAACCUGAUGUCGAUUGCAAAGGAGCUGUCUAGCGCACAGAGAAAGGCUGCAAAAGGUGGAAGACGGGCUGACACAGCCAGCUCAACGGUGGAAGAUGCCUCGCGUCAGUGGGAAUCACAAGCACCAUAUGUCUUUGAACAGUUGCAAAUCGUGGACGAGUCGCGAGUCAACCAUCUACGAGACGUUCUUACGCAGUUCCAGACACACGAGGUCGACUGUAUCGAAAAGAAUAAGGUUAGCGCAGAGUCUUGUCUGAAUGCAUUGCUCAACGUCGAGACGGCGGACGAAAUAAAGACCUUUGCAGCAAGAGCCGUCAGUAGAGGAGCCGGCACCCUGAGAAGGCUCAGUUCAGCGACAGCUGGUGGAAGGCCGACCAGUUCCUCAAUCCGUGCUCCGCCAACACCGCCGCCACCGCGGGGCACAUCUGAAGGGCAGAGUCAACGCUCAAAUUCUUUUGCUGGCCAGGAUAGACUGGCUCCAUUGCCCGAUGCUCCGCCACACAAGGAGAAGAGCAAAUUGGGUGGUCUCAAGCGCCUUGGUACGGUCAUGAACAGAAGGAAGAGCACCGCUCCGCCAGUGCCUUCCACAGAAGAGAAAAGGAGGACUCGAUUUGUGCCUUUCAGAAGAGGAGAUUCAUCCCGGAGCUUCCAGGACUUGGAGGAGUCAGGACAGGGUCUUACACCGGCUGCGACUCAAGAUCGGCCGAUGUCUUCAGUUUCUCAAGAUCGACGACACGAUCUUCCCAUUCGAGACAUGUCGGAGCCACCGCUGCCUCUACCUCUAACUAAUGGAACUACCCAGCCACAAAGUCCUUUGGAAUCGCAGCCGACUGUUGCUCCAACUCAACCUGGCUUGGCAGACAAUAUCAGCCCGCCACCUGCCCAGUUCAGCAACAACCCAUAUCAACAGGCUAUAUUCCAUCAACCACCCGUCCCUGAGACCACGAGCUCCAUGGCUCAGGCUCAACAAGAGGCAGCCUUCGUUUCCGGCCCAGCGGACGAAUCGGCCCGGAACUUCAUGAUCCGGGACAAGCCGAUCGAAGAAGACGAAAGCGAAGCUCAACUAGCGAUGAACAACAUGGCCAACCAGCUCCGCUCACAAGCACAAAAUGCCGGCAUUAACCGUGUCCAAGGAAGUGUGAGAGGACGAAGAGACGUGCGAAAUACAAUGUACAUCCCGAGCAGCACGGAGGCACUACCGCACACAGCUCGCACUCCUGGGCCCAUGACUAUACCGGAGAAUGCCAGCUCGCCCGAGGUUACCCUUGCGUCUCCUAUUCAAAGGCCAGCGGUGGUAGCACUUUCCCAGGACGAACACGGUGCAAUAGGCUCCGACACCGCCUCGAUGCACUCAUCCAGAAGUCUAGCCGGCCCAAGUCCACAUCCCGAUCUACACGAGCCGGGCCUUAACGCCUCUGUGAUCGAAACUGUGCAUUCCUGGUUUACCGAGUCUGGCAUCAGUAGGUCCUUCGUCCUCGGCGAGGUGGCGCUCGCAUGCAACCCGACCGGCCUUCAUGACCCAGAUACUGAAACUGUCCGCAUCCAGCAUUUCGAACUGCUCGACAAAGUCGCCGCGAACCCCAUAUUCAUGAGCCAGAUCAAGUCGCCUGAAGACUCAGCAGCUCAAGCUGAGGAACGGGCUGGCUGCUAUUCCGUGCUUGUCUCCUCGCUGAGGAGACCGACCCCAAUGAUCUGCUUGAAGUACCAACUACACAUGGAAGAGAGCAAUCUGGCCCGGUACAGUCCGGUCCUAAUCACACCGGCGUGGCAAAUUGUCGAGGGACAAGUGAGUGUAAUUGUGCUGUAUAGUCUGAACCCUGUCUUUGGCAACGAGCCUCUGACACUCAGAAAUGUGCACAUUAGCGUGAAUCUCAACACCACUGGUGAAGGGACAGGCAAAGCGAUGUCUGCCAUGAUGGCGCCAACCCAAGGCGCAAGCUUCCGCCGCAAAGCUUCAUCAGUGGUGUGGCGCAUGAACGAGUUCACGGUGAAACCAGAACAGGAGCGCUUUCUGGUUCGGUUCAUGACCCAAGGCGGCAUGGCGAAGAAGGGCGGCGUCGAGGUGAAAUUUGAGAUUCCUGGACGAACGGCCAGUGGUGUCGGAGUGGAGAAGCUCGUUGCAAAGGAAAACGACCCCUUCGCCGACGACGGAGGGGCGGUAGAGGAUGCAGAGGCGGUGAAGAAGAGCUGGGAGACAGUGCCGACCAAGUCGAAGUUGGUUAGUGGACGGUACACUGCCAGCUGA